ACGCACAAAGCGUAGCUGAAAAAUCACAGCGCAGUAUAAUCGCCAAAAAGAAAUCGCAUAGAUCAGAAAAGUGCCAAGAGGGUAUAUUGUCCGUGUUUUCCAGCUUAAGAGCUUAUUGAUUUAUCAAAAGUAGAAAAAGUAUAGCAUUUAAUUCACGUAAUCGCAUCUGGACAUUCCAAACAAUACACAAUUUUUACAAGAGAAAUGUCUGUUGAACAGAAGCGCGCCUACAAUAAAUUGAAGCACGACAUGGAACCGUGGCGUAAUCUCAUCGUACAACUGGAUUCGGUGUUGAGUUGGGAAAAGAAUUUUUACCCAGCAAUUAUAGCUGCCGCUAUUUCGACAUUCUACUUGCUGCUGUGGGCAUUGGAUAUGUCUACGGUGACAACUCUAGCCUUAGCGGGUUUAUUUGCGUUGGCAAUAGAUUUCCUUUAUCCAUCUGUAUCGCGUUUUCUCUUCAGCCCAGAUAAUUGGAAUGGGAGCCAAGAAGAACAAUUUGAGCGUGUCUGUACGCAGUUGUGUAAUCUGAAAUCAACACUAAGCGGGUGGUAUGAAUACCUUUUUUCGGCUAAGGAGCGCAAGUCGACUUUGUUUGUCACUAUUAUGAGCGUUGCACUCUUGACACUUGCUUGGAUUGGCACCAUAAUAAAUAAUCUACUUCUCAUGUAUUUGAUCACCAUGGUGUUGGCUUUGUAUCCGGGCGUACAAGAAAAAGGCGUUUUCUAUAAAAUCAAGGAUUACUUUGGGUGUGCCGUGAACUCGAAACUACAGCAGCUUCGUGAAAAAAAUAAGAAAACUGACUAAAGAGUUGGUCGGACACGGAGAAUUUAGCGAAAGCGAACUUAACUUUGCACGUGUCGGGAAGUCCUUUUUUAAAAAAUCACAGCUUAUGCUGAAUGCAAGACAUUUUUAACAUUUUUAUUUAUUCAUGUUAGAAAUAAAUUUUUAGUCAUCAAAGGUUCAUUAUAUGAUUUAUAAUUAAACUUUUUCAUAUAUUGGAAAUGCUGUUAAUGGUAAUAUGCCAUUGCACUUUACAUAAUAUUGCUGGCAUUAUCCUGUAAUGAAAGAAACAUACGACCAAAGCAAACUGAAUUGUCGAAAUCAUGAAAUAUCAAAAAAUCUAAAUAAAUUACAGGCGAAUUGCAGAAAUUUAAGAAAUACAUAGAUAUUAAAACAAUACUCUGUAUAGAAAGUUUGAAUUUCAACUAUAUAGAUUUUUAGCGUAUAAGCUUUAUCUAAAACAUUAAUUCAACAAACCAAACAAUACAUAUUCAAGCAGAUCACCAAAAAAGUAAACAAUCUAGUUAUAAAAAAAGCGAAAUACUUCAUCAAUCAGAAAUAGUCAUUUCAUACAGUUUUACGAAAAUUUAAAAUUUGUCUUAAUAUAAUGAUGCCAUAAAAAGCUUAGUGCCAUUAAACAAUCAUCGAUGGUAGUAUUCAUUUGCCUCUUAAGAAAAUCUGAUCAGAUAUUUGCAAUCUAUGCGUAUAUCGUACGUAAAUUUGGAAUACCUACCUUUAUCAUUUCGCAACUCGAUUAUGGAUAGCAGCGCAACUACAGUUGGGUUGCCGAUGGGCAACACCACUGAAAUGAAAAUGUAUAAUAUGAAUAGCAACUAAAAUUAAAUGCUAUAUAUUUUGAGAUAAUAGAAUAUUGAAGUACCAGCAAUCAAGACUUGAGUGUAAAUAAGCUGGAAAAAUGAAUAAAUUUACUGUCACCGCAAGCACAAAAAUUCAAUUGCCAGCUUUCGGUGUCCAGUUGACGUCUGUAAUACAAUUUCAGCGCAACUGAAGUUCGGUUACCAUCCGUAAUCGACUCAUCAAAAUCAUAAGCAUUAUACUUUUAUAAGCUUUAUCGUCAUAAUUCCUUCAUUCUAUAUAACCUACAUUCGAACAAUCUCGUUUUAAUUGUGAUUUAUUAAUUAUGAAAGAAAUUAAGUAUUUGAACCCUAAAGUAAAGAUAAGCAUUUUCGUACUGGCGAAAUACAUAUUUAAAUAUGAACACGAUUAUCUAAAAAUAUUAAAUAUAUAAUAUUUAAAACAUUA
Molecule: messenger RNA, 2043 nt
Organism: Rhagoletis pomonella (apple maggot)
Lineage: Eukaryota; Metazoa; Arthropoda; Insecta; Diptera; Tephritidae
Gene: Arl6IP1
Product: ARL-6-interacting protein 1 homolog
Exons: 3
Coding region: 205-804 (199 amino acids)
Source: RefSeq, a predicted model, not a curated record